GGAAAAAUCCAGGGUGGAUCAAUGUGCUCCGAUCUCCCCUACAUCGAGGCCUUCACAGGUGCACCUAAUGAAGUGGCCGUGUUUAGUUUGGGGUGGAGCUCCAGAGUAACAUCUCUUCACGUCAUCGACGAUCUUCGGGAAGCGUUCAGGAAACAGACCGGUUUCAGAUCAUGUGGGAGACAUGGCGACAAAAGAGUCAAACUCAGAUGAAAAUACUGUGGAAACAUGUAUUUUCUGUUUGAUAGCGAAUAAAAAAGACGAAGAGACGACGAUCCUGAAAGAGACUAAAGACCUGGUGUGUUUCAGAGACAUUGACCCAGCUGCUCCUCAUCACUACCUGGUUGUUCCCAGAGAGCACAUUUACAGCUGCUUCUUGUUGCACAAAGGACACAUCAAUCUAGUUGAAAGAAUGGCAAAACUGGGGAAAGAUGUGCUCCGUGACCAAGGGAUUACUGAUAUGAUGGAUAUAAGGUUAGGGUUCCACCAGCCACCCUACAUUUCAGUAGGUCACCUCCACCUCCACGUGCUUGCCCCCACCAGCCAAAUCUCAAAGUACAUGGAAUAUAAGUUCACUCCAGGGACCAACUCUUUUGUUACUGAAGAAGUUUUACGGAAGGAUCUUAAGAAUAUUGCCCCACCGCUCCAGUAUCAUUUGGAGACCUGCAAAUUAUUUCAGUGCCUCAGCUGCCCUCAAACUGGACUUUAAAUCAUUGCGGACGAACAAAAAAUGUCUCCGAGGAGUCUGAGUCAGAAUGAGGACUGCAGACACUCUUAAAAUACCUCUGACAUUAUGAAGAGUGGCAUUUACCACAUUAGUAUUCUGAAGCAGUGGCCAACAUCUGGAUGGGCCAAUGCAAUAUAGAAAAUUAACAGUGUUUUGUACUCAUGCAUUGUAAGUGUUGUUUUUAAUGCAGAGUAUGAAUGUACAUGUCAAAAUUGUACUUUUAUGGUAGGUACGUUACAAUAAGAAGAUAAUAGAUUGAUUCCAUUGAACACCGCAGUACUGUUUUAAAAAAAAGUACAUUAUUUAAAUUAUUUAAGGCAUUUUGACAGUUUUCUGUGAUUGACAGUCGAUGUAGAGAGGAGGAACAUGUGUGGAGACCCUGUUGCCUUGGUGUUUGCUGUGUGUCUGCUAAUUUGUAAUAAUUUAAGAAUAUGUAGCACAUAUUCAAAAAUAUGAACACAUUUUUUUUUAAAUAAAUAGAAUUUAUGUAGAACU
Molecule: messenger RNA, 1219 nt
Organism: Archocentrus centrarchus (flier cichlid)
Lineage: Eukaryota; Metazoa; Chordata; Actinopteri; Cichliformes; Cichlidae
Product: histidine triad nucleotide-binding protein 3-like
Exons: 6
Coding region: 182-706 (174 amino acids)
Molecular function (GO): catalytic activity
Source: RefSeq, a predicted model, not a curated record